AUGGAUGUCGUUCUGGAUAAAUACGCAAAUGCUACUGAGCUCUCAGCACCUACACUUGGCAAUCAGACAGCCUGGCAAAGAGGGUCUGAAGAGGUGCCACUCGGAUGGGGGACCCUCUGCACCGUGUAUGUUACAUACGCCACCAUUAUUUCAGUCGGUCUUCUUGGGAAUGUGGUCCUGAUUAAAGUCUUCUUCAAGAUCAAAUCAAUGCAGACCGUCCCGAACAUUUUCAUCACGAGUCUGGCUUUUGGGGACUUGCUUCUUCUGUUAACGUGUGUGCCAGUGGAUGCUGCUUGUUAUGCGGUGGACACCUGGCUCUUUGGAAGGAUCGGCUGUAAGCUCUUGUCGUUCAUUCAGCGAACGUCUGUCGGAGUAUCUGUGUUUACUUUAACGGUGCUCAGUGCUGACAGAUACAAAGCGAUUGUGAAACCUUUGGAGCUGCAAAGGGCCGAUGCAGUCCUGAAGACCUGUGCCAAGGUGGCUUGCGUCUGGAUCACCGCCAUGCUCCUAGCUGUCCCCGAGGCCAUAUCCUCUGAUCUGUAUGCCUUCCACAUUCCCGAGAAAAAUGGCUCCUUUGAAACCUGUGCACCCUACCCAGUGUCUGAACAAAUCUUACAGGAGGCCCACUCUCUGGUGUGCUUUUUAAUAUUCUACAUCAUUCCACUAGCUAUUAUAUCAAUCUACUAUUUUCUUAUUGCCAAAGCACUGUACAAAAGUACUUCCAACAUGCCGGCAGAAGAACACGGCCAUGUUUAUAAGCAGAUUGAAACCCGGAAAAGAGUUGCCAAAACCGUGCUGGUCUUAGUUGGCUUGUUUGCCUUCUGCUGGCUUCCUAACCACAUCCUUUACCUGUAUCGCUCGUUCACCUACCAUGCUUCAAUAGAUACGUCUGCAUUCCACCUGGUUGCUACUAUCUUUUCCCGGGUUCUGGCCUUCAGCAAUUCUUGUGUCAACCCUUUUGCGCUGUACUGGCUGAGUAAAAGUUUCCGUCAGCAUUUCAAGAAAGAGGUCUUGUGUUGCAAGGCCAAGGUCCCUGCACGACGAUCCAGCAUCACUCAGAACAAUACGCCUACCAGAGCAAUGUCAGUCACAGGCUCAGAAAUCAGUGUUACUCUGCUAACAGAUUACAGCAUCACGAAAGAAGAGGAGAGUGUGUGA
Messenger RNA from Varanus komodoensis (Komodo dragon), 1158 nucleotides. RefSeq names its product bombesin receptor subtype 3 (gene BRS3). Gene Ontology annotation, cellular component: membrane. Gene Ontology annotation, molecular function: G protein-coupled peptide receptor activity. The transcript has 3 exons. Gene Ontology annotation, biological process: G protein-coupled receptor signaling pathway. NCBI's taxonomy places the organism in Eukaryota, Metazoa, Chordata, Lepidosauria, Squamata, Varanidae. The coding region runs from base 1 to 1158 and encodes 385 amino acids. The record is from RefSeq and is a predicted model, not a curated record.